Messenger RNA from Phlebotomus argentipes, 366 nucleotides. Its product is annotated as transcription factor HES-3-like. The coding region runs from base 1 to 366 and encodes 121 amino acids. Gene Ontology annotation, molecular function: RNA polymerase II cis-regulatory region sequence-specific DNA binding; DNA-binding transcription factor activity, RNA polymerase II-specific; protein dimerization activity. NCBI's taxonomy places the organism in Eukaryota, Metazoa, Arthropoda, Insecta, Diptera, Psychodidae. The transcript has a single exon. Gene Ontology annotation, cellular component: nucleus. The record is from RefSeq and is a predicted model, not a curated record. Gene Ontology annotation, biological process: anterior/posterior pattern specification; regulation of transcription by RNA polymerase II; regulation of neurogenesis.
AUGGACAUUCGCAAGAUCCGGAAACCUCUGAUGGAGAAGAAAAGAAGGGCACGGAUAAAUGACUCGCUGGAGAUCCUCAAGGAGAUCAUCAUAAGGAAUUCUGCGCUGUUUCCCACACAAAACAAUCGCCCUGCGAAGCUGGAGAAGGCGGAUAUUCUGGAGUUGACAGUGCAAUAUGUGCGAAUUCUGCAUAGGAAGUUGGCCGCUUCGGAGAACGUGAGUGACGGAGUGACUUCAACAACGUCUGACGGUGCGGAAAAUUCAUGCAAACGGGGAAAAUCGUCUGAGGAGAAGGAAAACCUGCCGUGCGCCUUCAGAAGAAUCCACUGCAAUACGUUAUCAAAGCACUGGCGACCGUGGAGAUGA